This is a messenger RNA of Daktulosphaira vitifoliae (grape phylloxera), 3508 nucleotides long. RefSeq names its product protein O-mannosyl-transferase TMTC2-like. Gene Ontology annotation, molecular function: mannosyltransferase activity; protein binding. The coding region runs from base 52 to 1734 and encodes 560 amino acids. The record is from RefSeq and is a predicted model, not a curated record. Gene Ontology annotation, biological process: protein O-linked glycosylation via mannose. Lineage: Eukaryota; Metazoa; Arthropoda; Insecta; Hemiptera; Phylloxeridae. The transcript has 6 exons. Gene Ontology annotation, cellular component: endoplasmic reticulum membrane.
UGAUUCGGGACGGACCACCAAAAUGUGUUGUUGUUCAGUCACGUUGCCGCGAUGAUCUCAAACACUCUUGUGUUGGUCAAAAAACCAAAUCGUGUACGUAAUAACAUGUCUCACUUUUUAAAUUCAACACGUGUUCCUCUACAAUUAAAUUUUUCUAUAUGUGGUGUUGGAAAAAUGGUCCUCAUCAAGCUUAUCAAUUUUCAGUUAAAUUUUUUUCAAAAAGCUCCGAUAGAUUAUCAUUUACUGUUAUGUUGUUUUUUAGCGUUUUCUGUUUAUGUCAAUACUCUCGGCGCUGGAUUUGCAUAUGACGACAAUCAAGCAAUCAUUGCUAAUGAUGAUAUACGAGCAUCGACAUCAGGGUUUAACUUGUGGUAUAAUGAUUUUUGGGGUACACCGAUGGGCACGAAAAAUUCACACGGGUCUUACAGACCAAUUACAGUUUUAACGUACAGGUUCAACUAUAGGUUCUCGGGUUUGAGACCAAUGUCAUAUCAUACGACUAACGUGGCCCUACAUAGCUUUGCAACGGGUUUAUUAUUGGUAACAGCUCGACUGAUGAUGUCUAAAAGGUCUGCCUUGCUAUCGACAUUACUUUUCGCAGUGCAUCCUAUCCACUCUGAUGCGGUAGCCUCAGUAGUCGGUCGAGCAGACAUAUUAUCAUGUGUGUUCUUCUUGAUGUCAUUUUUGUGUUACAAAGAGUUUGUACAAUCUCGAAAAAAUAAUCGAAGUAAUACGUGUGCUCAGAAAACGAAAAUUAGAUGGCCGCCAGAUAGAAGAUACUUAACAUUAACGGUAGUGUUUGCAUUGCUGUCAAUGUUAGCUAAAGAAAACGGUAUCUCAGUGAUGGCUGUGUGCAUUGGUUAUGAACUAAUGUUAAGACUAAGAUCCAUUAAAAAGCAAAAGAUUGAACAAGACAAAUCAACACUGAAAAUCUUAGUUACGUGUACCGCCCUGAUGGUCGUUGGAAGAAUGUGUAUCAUGUCCGGUACAGUGCCUACAUUUGCGACAUCCGAUAACCCAACGGCUAAGCAUCCCAACGUUUUGGCGCGCACGUUGACUUUUCUGUACCUUCCACUGGUCAACACUCAUCUUCUGCUCUUUCCGCGGGUGCUGAGUUACGAUUGGUCCAUGGACGCUGUUCCUCGAAUCGAAACUCUUUCGGACCCAAGAAACGUAGCCACACUGCUAUUCUACGUCGCUUUGGUGUCUAUCGGAUGGGUGGCGUUCAAACGGAAACCCGUUGCUGUGGCUUUGGCUAUUGCCGUCGCUUCUUAUUUGCCAGCGUCCAACUUAUUCUUCUACGUGGGUUUUGUUGUGGCCGAAAGAGUACUUUACAUACCCAGUGUCGGUUACUGUUUACUCGUCGGUUAUUCGGCCACCGUUUUGUCCAACAAGCUGAGAAGCAAAGGUUGUAAAGUGACGAACGCAAUCGUCUACGCUCUUUAUGCUUCAAUGGUACUCGGGUUUAGUGUUCGCACAAUACUCAGGAACCGAGUUUGGCACAGCGAUGAGACUCUAUACAGAUCAGGAAUUCAAGUGAAUCCGCCCAAAUCUUACGGCAAUCUCGGUUCAAUACUCAGCUCCCAGGGCAGAACGAACGAGGCAGAAAUCGCAUAUCGAUCAGCACUCAAACACCGUCCGAACAUGGCAGACGUCCAUUAUAAUUUGUUCUUAUGUGAAAUUUUUCUAGAACACUUCCAACGGGAUUACGGUAUAUCGGCGGGACAUUUUUAAUUCGCUGUGGACCGGAGUGACUUAUUUUUUAGAAAACUCGACUCGCCACCCGUUUCGGAAUAUAUUGCGACAACCGCUUUCUAAAAACGGCCGUGCAGUUAUUGAUCAGGACGUUGCUUCCUAAUAACCAACAAAUGUCGGAUGGAUUUCUUUUAUUCUUCUAUAUUGGCCGAUCAUUGCAACAGUGUCGGAUGCCACACGUCCGUAACCGCAGAUAAGUUCACCGAUUCGGAACAAAUGCCGCUGUUCGUGUAUUAGUCUACCGCCGCACCGUUUAGUUGUGAUUGAGAAAGCAAUAUGUGAAAAAGGGAAUCGUUUAUAGUCGACAGUUCAGAGCUAUCCAGAUGUCACCAAGCAAUAACCUAGGGACACGACGGACAUAAAAAAGAAGCACAUAAAAUUAGGAUCGAAUAUCGCCCCAGCCGAAUUGGCGAUCGAAUCCAACGCACGUAAUACAUACGCACACGACUUUCAGUUUCAUGUCCGUCGAAAAAACUUUUGUAAAACUUUUAAUUAAAAAAUUCUAAUAGUUUAACUCUGAAAUAUAGAAAAACUUUGCCGACUCGUAUGGUUCUAGUAAAAUUUCCAAAAAUUUAUCGGUAUUGAAAACCAUUGGAAUUACUAUAAAUUGUAAAUUGUACGUUUUCAAAUGUUUUUUCGGCCAUUUAUCGGAGAGAUAUAAUAAAAAUAACAAAACCUCGUUUUCAUAAAACGAGCGGAAAAAGUUUUUUUUUUUGUAAUAAAUUAAACAUUGGGAAAACAAGGGAAAACUUUCGAUAGUUGAGAAUAAUAACUGAAAACGCUCAUUAAUUAAUGGUCUUUGUGUUCGAAACUCGUGGAUUUUUGUAUCCAAUAUAAUUUUAAUGAGCUCUAAGAACACCGACCGAUGGCUUUCGCUAAAAUCGCUCUUAAUAAUUGAUACGACGUUAUGAAACAAAAGCGGGUCAUUCGUUUCAAAAAGAACUCGCGGUGUUCGUCUAUUUCAACAAGAGCUAAUGAAUUAGUUUUGUAUAAAUAAAAGCACAUUAAGCGUGUGCUACACACGAUACGAGUAAUAAAUUUCAGCUCUAUCGCGUUGCACGGUAUUUGCCAACACUUUGUUUUUAAUCAUCGUUAAACGAUUUCCUAUGUUAACCGGCCGUUUAAGUUAAUUCUUUGUUCGCAUAAAAUCGUGUCCGAUAAACUGUAGAUAAUUCCACGGGAACCGCCGUAACCGAAAUGCAUGUUUUAGGGUAGUAAAAAAACGGCGAAUAUAUUAUUAGAACAACGUUCUUAAUGUUGUUAAUGUGCGAGCCCUUUUACUUCGAAAACAAAAUCGGUUCGCUGUAGACGCUGAUGAUUUAAUGGCGUCCAAUAAUGUCUGCGAAAAAACCAGAGGCCAAAUGACAAUACCGAGUUGAUGAAAAGCUCGGGAUGAUUAAUUAAUUUAUGAAAGGUCGUAGUUUGCGCGCUGAAUUCGCCCACCGAACAAAUAACAAUAAAAAGUUAUUUUUCCGUUCUAUUUCAAUUUCGUGAAAAGCGUUCGUAAUGUCAAAUGUAUUGUCGGAAAACGGAGUCCGUGACCUGACAAAAGCGUCGCACCAACUGAAAAUUCGCGACCACCUCCCGACGGCUCUGUUGAUUUUCGAAUUGUCACAAACGACACAUCAUUUUCGAGUUCGGAGUACACGUUUCGCUGGCGGUGUGCAGAAGACGUGACGCGGACGACGACGGGUUUAAAAAAUGGUAAUAAAAAAGCGGGUCUCGUCGCGGGUUGGGUUUCGGUGAAAGGCGC